CGUAUGUUUAGUUCAUUUCUUUUCAUUAAAUCAUAUUUUUUACAUUAUGAUUAAUGCAAGAACAUCUGUUAUGUAGUGAAUCUCUGUGGAGAAGAAUGUCUGAAGUCUUUUAACCCUGAAGGAAACUUUGACACUAUCUUAAAAAGUUCCAUCCUGUCAUAUCCGGUCUUGAACACCCGCUUACAUAAGCAAACAUCUUUGCAAGUGUCCUAAACGAUGACACUGAUUUGUUGACUUCAAACUGUAAAAAAUGAUUUUCAUGAUUUGUUAUCAUAACAUUUUUUCUUUUGUCAAAUCAACUUAGAUAAUUAUUGUAGUUCAGAUAACGUAGUAUUUUGAGUUUCUGUUGAUUAAACCAAUUGCCUUUAUUGUAUUAACUCAAAUUUUUAAUUUCAAUGAACUCAAAAUUUUGAAGCAACCAGGUAACUUACGUUUUUAAGUUAAACCAACAAUUCUUUUUUACAGUGCAGUUUGAGCUGGCACAAAAACACAUGCGAAGGGAAAAUGCAACCGAUGCUCAAUGAGCAAAAUAUCCUUAUAAAAUCCUUAUAAAAACAAUUCAUGAUUUUAGUUAAGUACAAAUCUUAACUGCAAUUGAAUAGCAUUUGCAAAUGAAUAACUUAUAGAAGUAAUUGAAAACCUCAAAAUAAAUAAAUUACCACAGCUUCCAAAGGGCUUCUUGUAGAUUCAGCAUUUCUGGGAAAAAAAAUUAUCUGCCAUGCUUUUGGCAAAGUUGUGGCAAUUAUUUUAAUCUGCCUUCCGUCAAUAGUAGUUCAUAAUGGAAAUGUUAUGUUCAAGGCGUACACAAGUUAUUUCCUGUAUUUGAGGAGAACUCCAUUAGAACAGCAGAGGGAGCCUGUGGUGGGGCGGGAAACUUCUGAUCAUGUCCCCUGUGAUUUCAAACAAAAAGCAUCAGAGCCCUAUUGGGGAAUUCCUUCAUGGCGUAUUCAGAGUCGUGAGGCAGUGGGUUACAAUCCCACCCCCUCGACUAUAAUAAGACCCAGUGCUAAAUGAACUCAUUUUAACUCUCUUGGAGCACCUGAAAAGUUCUUCUUUAAGCAUGGAUUCAGCUUUACUUUUGAUUUUGCUUGUACCAGUUGCAGUUGUUUCCCAUGUACUGGACCUGCCACCCAAAGCUCUGUUCAAAGUGGGCGACAGGAGGGAGUUGGCAUGCAGAAUGUCAUCUUGCCCAGAGAAGGUGAAGUUUGUUUGGACCUCAUUAGAAGACAAACCGUUAUUUGGCACUGCUAAUACAAAGGACAAAGAAUCUGUGCUGAUCUUUGAAAAUGUGAAGACGAUUCACGAAAACAACAUAGUGUGCAAAGCAUCCUGUGGGAAGGAAACAAAAGAGGCGACCACGAAGAUUACAGUUUAUUCUUUUCCAAGAAACCCAGUAAUAUCCAUGUAUGAUCGCUUGAUGCUGGGAAAUGAAAACGUUUUGGCCUGUGAAGUGUCUUCUGUAUACCCUUCGGAGUUCCUUGAAGUGCAGUGGUUAUUUGGAGACAAAGUUAUGAAGACUGAUGAGGGAGAACUUGGCAAAGAUGUACUGAGUAUUCCUUACAUAUUCACACCUUCAAGUGAGGAUGAUGGAAAGGCAAUAACGUGCAGAGCAACACUGCAUGUGGAAGGUAUACCCCCGGAUGAGAUGACCAAGGAGACGUCUGAACUCAUGAAAGUUCUUUCUGCACCGCGUAACGUUAAUGUAUCUGGAGCGACCGCCGUCUCACUGGGGUCCAGUUUAACUUUGACCUGUGAGGCCGAGGGCAACCCAAAGCCUGUAUUUACAUGGACGGCUCUUAAACCAGAUGGCCAGUCUGUGGAAAUGGGAAAAAGUCAAGAUCUCUUCAUGCAUAAUGUGUCCUUAUCGGAUGCUGGUACUUAUCAGUGUGACGUUAGCAAUGACUUGGGAAGACAAAGCACCGCAGUUUCAGUAGUCGUUCAAGCACCUCCCAUGGAUACCCUCAUUGUAGCAAGUCCACAGUCAAGUUUGAAGGAAGGAGACACUGUGAGCAUUUCCUGCAAGUCCAGCAGUGUUCCAGUAACAAAAGUAGUGCUUAGCAUGGAGGAAAAUGGAGCAGACAACGAGCUCACAACCAGUGAAGGGGCUGAAACAACACUUAUCAUCCACUCCGUCACGCUGGCCCAAUCUGGCGUGUUUGUUUGUGAGGCUUUCAAUGAGUACGGCAGUCAGAGGACCACUCUCAAUCUAACCGUUGAGGCUCAUUUUCUAGAAGUGGAGCUACAGCCGGAUAGUGUGAUCGUGUCGAACAGAGGCUCCAGUUUGGUUCUCGCCUGUCAGGCUUCAGGAUGCCCUCAUCCGGAGUUCUCCUGGAAGAAUCUUUCAAAUAUGCAGAUUCUUUGGGGAAUUAAGACUGAUGGCUUCCAGUCCCAGCUGUUCCUUGAUCCAGUGGAGGAGGAAGAUGAGGGAACUUACCUCUGUGAGGUCACAUGUGGCUCAAUCAAGAAGUCCAAACAGACGGAAGUGAAGGUGUUUUCAUUUCCAACAGAUCCUAUCAUAACAAGUUCUGGACCUUUUCUGGUGGGAGAGAUGAUGAAAUUGACCUGCACUGUUCAGGAUGUUUUCCCAGCUAACCUUUUCCAAAUACUGUGGCUGGAUGGAGAGAGAGUAAUGCAUUCUGAAUCUGGGUCAUUUUCAAGUGGAGCAACAAGUCUGACUUCAAUGUAUUCUUACCGCGUAGACAGGAAAGACCAGGGCAAACUCAUUACCUGCAAAGUCUGGCUGGACAUGCAUGGUGUGCCAGCACAGCAAGUAGUAAAGACUGCAUCUACUACGUUGUCCGUUCACUAUCCACCCACACUGACCAGGAUCACUGUCACCCCAAAGACAGAGUUAAAGGAAGGAGAAUCUGUGAGCAUUUCUUGCAAUUCUGACAGCUUUCCAGUGGGGCGUACGGUGCUGAGCAAGGUGGCAGAUGGCAUUCAAACAGAGCUAAUGGCCAGUGAUGGAGUUGAAACAUUGCUUACCCUCCCUUCGGUUGAGCUGGAUGACUCUGGCUUAUAUGUUUGUCAAGCUUCUAAUAUGUAUGGAAAUCACAGUGAUAGUGUGGAGAUUACUGUGAAUGCACCACCUAGGAAUAUGACGGUGGAGAUCUUCCCAUCCACAGAUGUUCAGGAGGGGCAGAAUAUCACCAUCUGUUGUCGCUCUGUGAGCUUCCCUCCACCUGCGGUGAUCCUCAGCAAGAUGGAUAGCGAGACAAACAUCUACUCUUAUGAUGGCGUCUUCCUACUGAUCAACCUCACUCCCAAUGACACAGGCCUUUAUCAGAUCAACGUCACCAACGACCUGGGCUACGAGACGGAGAUUUUCAAUAUCAAUGUGAUGGAGAAAAGAUUUGACCCUUCAUUGGGUUGGAAUGACUUCAUAAUCCCUGCGAUUUUCCUGGGACUCACUGCUGCGCUGUUUGGUGCUGUGCUGAACGUGUGGAGAGCCAGAAAGAAGGGAUCGUACGACCUUACAAAGUGCAAUCCGGGCACCGUGUAGACCGUGUAUAGACUCUAUGAACUUUUGGAAGCAGCUAAGCUUGGCUGAACUGUCUUGCCAAGACCCAGAGCCUCCCUAAAGCGAGAACUGCAGGUGACUGGAUUCAUCAUCCGGAUCUUCAGGUGACAAAACCCCAGCCGGAUGAGAACCUGCAUUCUCCACAGCCAGAGACAAUCAAUGUUCCCAUGAUUCGUCACACGUCUCCAGAGGAGGGAAAUCGAACCGGUGUGGUUUCUCCAUGGUCUGUUGGGAAGUGUUUUGAGACUGCCUGGUCUCCACCUAAAGCAGUUUCAAAUGUGUGAUUUUUAUUUAUUUUUUGAAAGUCAAAGCUAUUUUGAAAUGCAAAUGAUAAAAUUGUGAAAUAUAGAUUUAAACAUUUUAGCCUUAAGAGAAUGUAACAUAGCUACUAGUGUUUAAAUGGUAUAUUUUAGAUGAAAAAACAUGUUUGAUGUACCCCCAGUUUCACAGACUAAGCUAAGUCCCAGAUUAAAAUGCAUGUUUGAGCUGUUUCAACUGUAGGAAACUUGCACUGACAUCUUAAAAUACGUAAAUGCCUUUGUUUUGUCUCAAGAUGCACACCAGUAAUGUUUUUUUCUAAGGCACUUUAUAUAAAAGCUACUUUAAUGCCCUAAUUGAACUAAUCCUGGUUAAUCUAAGCCCUGUCUGUGAAACCAGACCAUUGUGUCCUAAAAAUUCUGUGCUUAAUGUGGUUUGAAGUUGCUUUCGUUUUUUAUAUAUUUAUUAAACAAGCAUUUGAUCUUG
Molecule: messenger RNA, 4264 nt
Organism: Megalobrama amblycephala (Wuchang bream)
Lineage: Eukaryota; Metazoa; Chordata; Actinopteri; Cypriniformes; Xenocyprididae
Gene: vcam1b
Product: vascular cell adhesion molecule 1b
Exons: 10
Coding region: 1061-3502 (813 amino acids)
Biological process (GO): cell-cell adhesion
Cellular component (GO): membrane
Molecular function (GO): integrin binding
Source: RefSeq, a predicted model, not a curated record